Molecule: messenger RNA, 1239 nt
Organism: Achroia grisella
Lineage: Eukaryota; Metazoa; Arthropoda; Insecta; Lepidoptera; Pyralidae
Exons: 4
Coding region: 1-1203 (400 amino acids)
Source: RefSeq, a predicted model, not a curated record
AUGUCUACCGAAUAUCUCUCAAAAGAUAUUUUAGACGAAGAUUAUAUGAAGACAUUCGCACCUUUAGGAUGCGUUCAAAUGGCUUUAGGAUGUUAUCGAGUGGACGCUAAAGACAGAUUCGUAACAGAACCAACGCUAUACCAGAGGAUUUAUACAAUUUUUAUGACAACAAUAGCCACUAUCUUGUAUUCUCUCUUGACGGAGCUGGUUUUGAAGCAAUACCUCGACGAUUGUUACAUCUACAAUUCCAUUUCAGUGAUCAUUGUGUCACAUUGGUUUCUACUUUUUAGUAAUAUAAUUCAUGUAAGAUUUAUGAAUAGUGAAGCCAAUGCAAAAUUUUACAUAAAGUUACAAAAAGUUGAGCGUAUUAUGACUAGUGAUCAAUAUAAAACAUUAAAUGACAUAAUUUACAAACUAAAUUUUGUAACUACAACACUACUAAUGUCUACUUAUAUCGCACUUUUUAUGUUUCUAUGUGUGAAUGAUGCCCAAAUGGCUUUUUUAUCAAUUGGAGCGCUAUACUUUCAAAUUGUAUACAUGAUGGAAUUUGCACAUUUGACAAAUCUGUUGUUUUAUUUUACCAUAAGAAUACGAUUUCUUAAUGGUAUAAUUAUAAGUCAUUUAAAACCAUAUAUUGAACCAGGAUUAGAGCGUGAAAUUAGAGUCAAAGCUCCUACAAAGAAUUUUUUAUUGAAAUUCUCAAGAGAUAGCCAUAAUUUUACUACCUGCGAUAUCGACGUUUAUUUAAAGGAAUUGUUAGAAGGUUUCACUAUUUUUCAAAACAUAUAUAAAUUUCAGAUUUUAAAUUUUCUCAUAAAACAUCUUACAUUUAUGUUUUUCUCAUUCGGAUUUAUAAUCAUCUUUCUGGAAAAUCAUGUAAUAAAAUUCUACGAGGCUCUAGCAGUGGCUGGUUUAUCAUUAUUAGAUGGCAUUAUGUCUAUUUUCGUAUGCUUUCGUUCUGAACAAUUUCUAAGGAGUGUAAAAGAAACGAAACUUUUGUGUAUUUCGCUUAUGGGGGUGUAUACUUUUGAUGGUCGACUACGAGAGAAGACGAAGAGAAUGUUGAAGUUGCUUGAAGAUAACCCACCAAUAUUUUCUGUUUACGACAUGUGUUAUUUAGAUGCUCGUGUUUUAAUUAGAAUUUUUGGUUUAUCAACAACUGUAUUCGUGACUAUGUACAAUUUACUUAUUUUUGGAUAUUAGCCACUACCGAUUAUAUUAUUCAUUGUAUUUAUAUUG